CAUAAACCAAAUCAACCUUGAAGAUCCUCCCGAUUCCGAAUCAAAUCUGUCGGAUCUCCCUUUCCAACUGUCAGAUUUUCCUCUCCAAUGGAUUCCCAAUCGUCCCUUCUCUCCAUCCAUAGAUAUUUAAACUCCUCCAUCUCUCCCGUCUUCUCAUCGUCCUUCAUCCCCCGAUCUCCGUUUUCCACCUUCGUCUCGAAUCCAUGGGCGUCGCUCUCGAGUCCUCGCAGUUCCAUGUUCUUGCUGUUGAUGAUAGCUUCAUCGACAGGAAAUUGAUCGAGCGCCUCCUCCAGACCUCCUCCUAUCACGUUACUGCUGUUGAUUCCGGUAGCAAGGCCUUGGAAUUUCUCGGUCUUCUUCAAGAACAUGAUGAUGAAACAGACUCCAAAAUCCACUCGAAUCAUCAUCAAGAAGUGGAAGUAAAUCUGAUCAUUACAGAUUACAGUAUGCCUGGAAUGAGUGGCUACGAUCUCCUCCGGAGGAUCAAGGAAUCAAAAUCGCUUAAAGACAUACCAGUUGUGAUAAUGUCUUCGGAGAACGUCCCGUCGAGAAUAAACAGAUGCUUGGAAGAAGGAGCGGAAGAGUUCUUCCUCAAACCAGUUCAAUUGUCAGAUGUGAGGAAGCUGAGACCUCAUUUGGUCAAAGAAAGAUCCGCAAGAACUUGAAUCCACUCUCUCUUCAACUAAUUUGAUUCUAAUUUUAGUGAUUCUGUAAAGAAUUAGAUCCGAAACUGACAACUAUUUCAUUACUAGCAAGUUCUAAACACAGAUUUUCCCGGGAAACUAACAGAAGAAAAAAAAAAAAGAAAAUGUAUAGAUCUGAUGUUCAAUUUUGCCUGCCGAUUAAUGGAGUAAUUUAUUUUCCCCUCUA
Momordica charantia (bitter melon) is the source of this 870-nucleotide messenger RNA. Its product is annotated as two-component response regulator ORR4. The record is from RefSeq and is a predicted model, not a curated record. Gene Ontology annotation, biological process: cytokinin-activated signaling pathway; phosphorelay signal transduction system. Lineage: Eukaryota; Viridiplantae; Streptophyta; Magnoliopsida; Cucurbitales; Cucurbitaceae.